AUGGGUAGAGGGAAGAAGAAAGAAGAUACGAGUAAGAGUGACCCUGAAAAGCCAGACUCCAGCCUUGACGAGUCUGCAGGGGCCACUGCCAGCACCCCACCUCCCACUGAUGUUGCCACAUUGCUACAGUGGAUAAUUCAGAGGGAUGACAAGAGGGAAGACGCCCGCCGGAAGGAGGACGACGCCCGCCGGAAGGAAGAGGAUGCACGCAGGAACGAGGAGUCUGCUCGUUUCCAGGAGCUGAUCCUUCGCCUCACCCCCCAGCAGCCCGCAGCUUCACCUGCGAGUUCGCCAGUGAGCAGUUCUGCCGCGCCCACUGAUUCUCCCACUCCACCGACCCCGAGGGCAACAAUACAGCCUCCGAAAGCACUAACAGCAGACGCGAGUCCCCAACAAUUUCGGGAAUGGAAGCGCGAAUGGUCCGAUUAUGCUGUUUUGGUGGAUCUUGUCAGCCUACCAUUAUCAAAGCAGCAUAUACAGCUACGCAUGUGCCUUACAGCUGAGAUGCGACGGGUGCUGGAGCACAAGUUGGACGUGCCCGCAGACACAACAUGCUCAGUGGAAGAUGUCUUAGCAAAGCUCGAAACGCACAUAAAAAAUGCAAGUAAUGAGGCACUGCGACGGAAGGCCUUCUCUGAGUGCAAGCAAGCAGACGGCGAGAGCUUCGAUGACUUUUGGAUACGCCUGAAAAUCUUGUCACAGGAGAUAGACCUUUGCAAGGCACAGGACCAAGCAUGCUGUGAGCAGUGGAAGAAACACGGCAUAUUAAUGGGUAUACGAGAUGAGGAACUUACCCAGAAGCUCAUUGAGAUGGACCGCUCAGCGACGUUGCAGGAUGUUUUGGAGAAAUGCAGGUCUCAUGAAUCGUCAAAGACUGCAUCAUCUGCUUUGAAGGACACAGUUUCUUCACGUGCUGUUUCUCAAUACAAAAGAGAGAAAAAGGCCGCCCUGAAGCAGAAGUCCAAGAUGAGGGCCACCACUUCCACAUGUCGUGCUUGUGGCAAGAAAGGCCAUUGGGCUACUGCUUCCAAGUGUCCUGCCAGGAAUGCCAGAUGCAGGGUGUGCAACAGGCAGGGACACUAUGACAAAUGCUGCCCAAAGACAAGGAAGGCUAAGAAGACAAAAGAAGAGGACACCAGCCAGGACUUAAAAGUAGUAAGUUCAGUAUCCCCUUCAGUGUCAUAUGCCAGGAGUGUCACUUCUACUGCACGACCGAAGCCUCAGCCUUCCCCUAAAGUCCGCGUGUCAAUUCGGCAUAAUGAUUUAUCAGGGAGUCUUGCCAUCAUCCCUGACACAGGUGCAGACACGACUGUCAUUGGACUCCAGCAUCUUAGUAGUCUCGGCCUCUCAAAGAAAGAUUUGGCACCACCGGCAGAGACCAUAUACUACAAUGCGGAUGGGUCACAGAUGCCACCAGCGGCUGGAUCUUUUCGUGGAAUCAUCACCUAUGGCAACCGUUCGACUACAUGUUGGAUUGAUGUUCAGCCUUCGCUUACAACCCCGCUGCUCUCGUGGACCGAGUGCAAAAAUUUGGGGAUUGUUCCGGACUAUUUUCCAAGGCAGAUGUCAGAUAUGCGCAUUGCCAAUCGAGUCCAUGGGCUGGGCAGUGCUCCAAUGUCGAACCCUCCUAAGUUGCUGCCCUUACCACUGAACCAGCUGACGUCACCUGAUGAAGCAAGGAAGUAUUUUCUGCAUCAGUAUGCAGAUGUUUUGGUGAAGAAGGACGACCUGCAUUAUGGGCCACUCAAGAUGAUGGUAGGCCCACCCAUGAGAAUUCAUCUACGGGAGAAUGCCACGCCCUUCGCAAUCCACACCCCAAGAAUGAUUCCUUUAGCUUUUCAGGAACCAACGAGAAAGGAGCUUGAGUCAUUAGUGACCCAAGGCAUCUUAAAGCCAGUGGAGGAUGAACCAUCAGAAUGGUGUCAUCCAAUGGUCGUUGUUCCAAAAGCAAAUGGUGGUGUACGUAUUACGACUGACCUAUCAAAGCUCAACAAACAAGUCUCUCGCCCUGCCCAUCCUUCUCCGACGCCAUUUACAGCCAUUAGAAGUAUCAGUCCGCAGUCAAAGUUCUUCACAACUGUGGAUGCUCUUUGUGGUUAUUGGCAGCUGCCCUUGCAUGAGGACGAUCAACACCUGACGACAUUUAUCACUCCUUAUGGACGUUUCAGGUAUUGUUGUGGCCCCAUGGGUUUUGCAGCAACAGGAGACGCCUUUUGUCUCCGAGGUGACAAAGCACUACAGGGAGUAACAAACUGCAUCAAGGUUGUGGACGACAUUCUCCUACAUGAUGAGGACUACCUCUCACACCUUCAACGUGUAAACGAAGUCCUGUCAAGGUGUCGCCACCACGGUAUAACCCUUAAUGCAGAGAAGUUCAUUGUGGCUGCAUCUGAGACCAGUUUCUGUGGGUACAAGCUAUCAAAUAAUGGUAUUGAAGCAGACCCAGAGAAGGUAAAAGCCAUUGCAGAGUUUCCUACCCCUGCAAACCUGACAGAUCUUCGAUCAUUUAUGGGCUUGGUAAAUCAACUGGCAGAGUUUACGCCUAAGAUUUCGACUGCUGCAGCCCCACUCCGCCCAUUGAUGAGUCCGAAGAGAGCUUUUACUUGGACCGCAGACCACACCAAGGCUUUUAUUGAUACUAAACAAGCUUUAUCAAGGCCCCCCAUACUUGCGACGUUUGAUCCCGCCCUUCCUACCAUUCUGCAGACCGAUGCCUCCAGACUCUACGGCCUUGGCUAUGUGUUGUUGCAGGACCACGGUGCUGGAAGAUACAAGAUGGUGCAAUGUGGUUCCCGAUUCUUGACAGAUACAGAAACACGAUAUGCGACCAUCGAAUUGGAAAUGCAAGCUGUCGUUUGGGCCAUCAGUAAGUGCAAGUUCUAUCUUCGUGGACUUCAGCACUUCAGUGUGAUGACAGAUCACCGUCCAUUGGUUCCAAUUUUGAACCAUUAUUCCCUGGAUGCAAUUGAAAACCCUCGUCUGCAACGCAUGAAAGACAAGGUUGCACCCUACAUUUAUACCGCAAUGUGGCGUGCAGGUAAGGAGUUGUGCAUCCCUGAUGCCCUUUCCCGGUCACCUGUGAGUCGCCCAACAAUGGAAGAUGGUGUUUUCGAUGCUGAAAUGAACACCUCUGUCAAGAUUGUAGCUCUGCAGGCUGUUCAGUCUACUAAAGCAUCAGAAGCCAUAGACGAGCAAGAGGAUCUCUUCUUGGAAGAAUUGCGUACAGCUGCCUCUAAGGAUGCUUCUUAUGAGGAGCUGCUUCACCAUGUAAAGUCAGGGUUCCCCAAAGACCGCUACAACCUACCAAGUGCCUUGCGUCCGUACUGGAAGAUUCGCAACGAAUUGUACAACGAUGGUGACUUGGUGCUGUAUGGACCCCGAGUGGUUGUCCCUGCUUCUUUACGUCGUAGCACCCUAGCUCGCCUGCAUGACAGUCACUGUGGCGUGGAAGCAACAAAGCGUCGUGCACAGCAGACAGUCUUUUGGCCAGGCAUUAAUGCAGACAUUGUAAACACUGUCCGUGCCUGUGAGCCAUGCCAGCGCCUACAGCCUAGUCAGCAACAGGAGCCAUUGAUGUUGGAUGACAAACCCACAAGACCAUUUAUGUCUGUGUCGACAGACUUUUUCAGUGUUGCUGGAAAACACUUCUUGGUGUAUGCUGACAGACUAUCCGGAUGGCCAGUCGUCAUCCCAUGUGGAACUAGUGCAACAAGUGCUUCGACAAUCAGAUUCUUCCGGCAUUUGUUCUGCGAUCUUGGUGUGCCAGUUCGCCUGCGCACUGACGGCGGACCCCAGUUCUCCAGCCGGGAAUUUGCAACUUUCCUUCAGCGAUGGGGAGUACGUCAUGCUAUGUCAAGCCCCCAUUACCCACAGUCCAAUGGGCAUGCAGAAGCUGCUGUGAAGAAGGUCAAGCAUCUGAUCAUGAAGACAGCACCCAACGGAAAUAUUGACAGUGAGCAGUUCGACAGAGGAUUACUGGAGUUACGUAACACCCCAAACUUCACUGGUCGAUCUCCUGCUCAGAUUCUUGCCUUCAUGAAGGAGUGGCAGACCAAGGCUGAGGACUGCGACCGUCGUGCCGCAGUACGGGCCAAGGACGUGAAGACCCGCUAUGACAAGCGUGCCCACUCACUUCCCAAGUUAGAGAUUGGGGCGCAAGUGCGAGUCCAGGUUCCCACAUCCAAGCGUUGGGAUAAGGUCGGCACUGUCAUGGGUAUUGGCAAAUCUCGUGAUUAUCACAUCAGGCUCCCAAGUGGCCGUAUACUGUGGCGAAAUCGACGCUUCUUGCGCCCUACACAACUCGUGAUUGGAAACUCAGCAGAUCUGGAAGAACAGCAGUCAGACGACGCACCAGGAUCUUCCGCCCCAUUUGUGCCUGUUGAACCUCGACGUUCGGAACGUAUCAAGUUGAAGUCCGUUCAAGACUCCCGUUAG
Molecule: messenger RNA, 4434 nt
Organism: Penaeus indicus
Lineage: Eukaryota; Metazoa; Arthropoda; Malacostraca; Decapoda; Penaeidae
Exons: 3
Coding region: 1-4434 (1477 amino acids)
Biological process (GO): DNA integration
Molecular function (GO): zinc ion binding; nucleic acid binding
Source: RefSeq, a predicted model, not a curated record